GAAAACAAGCGAACAAUAAAAUAUCGAAGGACCCUAGGUCAUUUACUUUUACAUCAGAACUAAACCAAGCAUCCAGAUAUUCCCAUCUUUUUCGGCUAUAACUACUGCAACAACAGAACCCAUACGUGCAAUAAGCGUAAUACGGUACACUUCAUGUGCCGACUGCACAGGUUUACUCCCGUCGGCAGCACUACCCGGUACUAUGACACGGUUCCGGACACCCCGAACCUACAGACGGAAAUAUUGUCUAUACUAAACCGUUUCCGGGACCAAUUCGCGAGCGGCGAGUUGAGGACGAAUGAGAACAGGACCUUCGAGAGGGCCAAACGGAUGCGCUUGCUCAUUUGGGACAAGGAACUGGGGUACAUGGCUCGCGCCCAUGCUUCCACCAUAUCCUUUGCCCACUCCGAAUGUCGGUCCACCGAGCGAUUCCCAUACGUGGGUGAGGUCCUGGCGAUGAUGGUCCCCAAGGCCAAGCCUAAGCCCAGCCUUCGGACCGUAAUGGAAAAGAUGUUCAAUAAGGUGUUCGAAGAGCACCUGCUGGUUCCGGAUCCGGAGGGACUACUCCAGGGCUUUGACCCCAUCAGGGACUUCCACUGCGCGCACUUCACUAAUAUCAUCAGCGAUCGAGUCUCUCGCGUGGGCUGUGGUCUGGCCGUGGCCUCCAACUGCCGCCACGGGGCAUCUCACAACUAUUGCCACUUUCUGACUUGCCACCUGGACUUCAGCAACUUAAACGGAUCGUAUGUGUAUAAGGCUGGGGAACCUGGCUCUUGUGGUGACUGGCACACAACAAGCAGUAAAAAGUAUACCAACCUGUGCAAGAACAAUGGAGACCUUUUCCCCCACGACCAAGGCGACUAGGCCUUAUGAGGUCUUUAGUAUAUUCGUACAUUUAUAUGUUUUCUGCCCAAAAAUGACUUUUAAAUUCGAUAUCAA
This is a messenger RNA of Drosophila suzukii, 939 nucleotides long. NCBI's taxonomy places the organism in Eukaryota, Metazoa, Arthropoda, Insecta, Diptera, Drosophilidae. The record is from RefSeq and is a predicted model, not a curated record.